UAAGUUUUUCCAUUCAAAGCCAGAAAAAGAAACAUAUUCAUGAUAUAUUUAAGUGACACUUUUAAAUGCACAUAGCAGAUGACGCAAGAAAGUACCAUCUGCUUCCUUAAAUUACGUGAAAAUGUUUAUUCAAUGCUAAUGAAAACAAAAAGACAGUUUUUCACAAAACGAAAAAAAUCAUGAAAACUUCUCGGAAAGAAAUGAACUUAUCAUUAAAUAAAUUGAUUUCUUUCAUAUAGUGAUCAACGUCGAAAUGUAACAAAGCCCAUACAAAUAAAUUCUCCUAAUUCAAAAGAGCGACCAAAGAAUUCAAUACCAUCAUCAUCAUCAUUUGAAGAUGUUAAAGUUGAUGAUAGUGAUGAAAAUUAUAAUUCUCCACAUAUACGAAAAGAAUAUGGAACGAAAUCAAAAAUUUCAAAUUCUAAUCCUAUACCAAAACAACAUAACCUUGAUGAACAAAUGUUACUUGAAUCAAUGUUAGAUAAUGAUAGUGACGAUCAAAGAAAUAAUCAUCAUGCUAUGCGAAAUAAUACUAAUAAUAAUCGUCUUCCACAUAAAUCUCCAAUAAAUACUGAUUCAAAUGGAGUUUUUCUAUUAUUAAAUGCUCAAGAACAUCUAACUGUUAAUAAUGAAUUGGAUUUUAUUCGUCAAUUAAAAUCUUCAUCACAAGAUCCAAAUGUUAAAUGUAUUUCAAUUAUUGGUAAUACAGGUGAUGGAAAAUCAUAUACAUUAAAUCAAGUCUUUUUUAAUGGCAAAGAAAAAUUUCAUACAUCAUCAACAACUGAAUCAUGUACAAUGGGUGUAUGGGCAGCAUUAGAUGAAAAUCAACGAACACUUAUACUUGAUACUGAAGGUCGACUUGGUCUAUCACAAAAUGAUAAUAUUCGUAAUAGACUUUUACUUAAAAUUUUAUGUAUUAGUGAUAUUAUUAUAUUUCGAACACGAGCACCUAAAUUGCCAAAUGAUAUGUUUCAGUUUUUAUCUGAUGCUUCAAAUGCAUUUCUAAAAAUUUUUCGAAGAGAACUAGAAAAUGUUAUGAAAAAUUGUAAAGUUGAUGGACCAAUGUCAACUAUGGGACCAACAUUAAUUGUUUUUCAUGAAACACAAUUUACUGAAGUAUUAAGAGAUAGUUUUCAAUGUCAAAAAACAGCUGUUGAACAACUAAAAGAACGAUUUGAAAAAAUGAAUUUGUCAUAUGAUGCAUAUAGUUCAAUUGAAUAUGUUGGAACUCAAACAUUAGGUGGAAAUCAAACGGAUUUUAAUGAUAUAAAAGCAACAAUUACAGCAACACUCGAAAAUAAUAAAAUUCGUUCUCCACGACGUUUAUCAGUUAUUUUCAAAGCUUUAAAAGCUUUAAAUGAAAAAUUUAAUCAUGCUAUACCUCCUGAAAUGCCUUCAACAUUACCUGAUGAAUUUUUUGCAUGCCAUGUUAAAUGUGCAUCUUGUGGAAUUAAAUGUACAUUAGCUGCUAAUCAUCAAAAAGAAAAUAUUUCACAUCAAUGUGAUAAACGAUGUUCAUAUAAUAAAGAAUUAGAUAAUGAAGUUUGGAAAUGUUUACAAUGUCAUCGUGAUGGACGUGAUAUAAUUGUAUAUGGAAAACUAAUAACAAAAAGUGAUGGUCUUGUACAAGGACUUUUAAAAUAUGUAUGGUCUGGUUUUGUAAUUGAAUGUCCUUAUCAUGGUGAAAUCUAUCGAUCAAGAAAAUAUUGGUAUGGAAAUAAUGAACCAAAAGAUGUAACACGUGUUGAAGUUGUUCAUGUUUGGCCAGGUGAAGACAAUAAUCGAGUGGCUAGUGAUGUUACACCAAGAAAAGUUAUUGAAGUUAUUCGUAAUGCUGGCAGUUAUAUAUCAGCUCCAACCAAAGUGUUAACAGAAAAGAUUACAGAUCAAAUAGCACCAUCAUAUUGGGUACCAAAUAAAGAUGUGAAUGAAUGUUUGCAUUGCAAGCUGGUUUUCGGAUCAGAGCAUUCAAAACAUCAUUGCCGAGCAUGUGGCAAUAUUUUCUGUGAUACGUGUACAACACAUCGUGCUACUGUUCCAUUGCUUGAUAUCAAAACAUUUGAACGUGUUUGUGAUCAAUGUUAUGAUAAACUUCAGUCGCCAACACUUUCAUCCGUAUUUCAAAAUAAUUAUGUAUAUACUCAACGAACAAGUUCAUCUGAACAUGAAACUACUAGUAGUGAAAGUUCAGCAGAUCCAAAUUUACGUCAUAUUCCUAUGUCAAGACGUUUUGUAGAACUUGCUACAAAUAAUGUUGGACGUGUGAUAUAUGACUAUACAAUUAAACAUAUCAAAGAAAGUACACGACCAAACUAUUGGCGACCAGAUAAUGAAUGUCAUUCUUGUUUUAUGUGUAAACAGCCAUUUAAUAAUACUACACAUCGUCUACAUCAUUGUCGGAAAUGUGGUGAAGGUAUUUGUGAUAUCUGUUCACCAAAUAAACGUCCUGUACCCGAACGAGAAUGGUUCACACCUGAACGCGUGUAUGAGUCACGUUACUUACAAUUAACAUUAGCUAUUCGUUUAUCAUAUUAUUUAACGAAAUUCCCAACAUUCGAUAUGCAAGCAGCAGAAAAAAUAUGUUUAUGGAAAUAUCAAUAUAAAAGUAACGAAAAUUCUCCUUCGUCACCAAUGAAUAAUAUUUCAUCAUCAAAAGGUUCGCUUGAAACAACAUCGUAUUUAAUGUGCACAGAACGUUUAGCAUGUGACACAGAAAUGUCAUCAAAAGCAACAUAUUAUUGUACACAGUGUAAUUCAUUACAAUGUAUAUUAUGUGAAAAACAAAUUCAUGAAAAUUCUGAUAAUAAAACACAUGAAAGAUUAAAUUUAGAUGAAAUUGAAGAUGAAUAUUGUUCAAUUGAUCGAAAUCAUCCAGCUGUUUUUUAUUGUCCUAAUUGUACAUUAUUCUUUUGCUAUCCAUGUUAUGAAAAUAAACAUCAAUAUUCAGAUGAAAAAAAUCAUAGACCACAAAAAUCUAAAGAUGGACAAAACUUAACUAUGAAAACUAAUGUUGAUCAACGUCGAAAUGUAACAAAGCCCAUACAAAUAAAUUCUCCUAAUUCAAAAGAGCGACCAAAGAAUUCAAUACCAUCAUCAUCAUCAUUUGAAGAUGUUAAAGUUGAUGAUAGUGAUGAAAAUUAUAAUUCUCCACAUAUACGAAAAGAAUAUGGAACGAAAUCAAAAAUUUCAAAUUCUAAUCCUAUACCAAAACAACAUAACCUUGAUGAACAAAUGUUACUUGAAUCAAUGUUAGAUAAUGAUAGUGACGAUCAAAGAAAUAAUCAUCAUGCUAUGCGAAAUAAUACUAAUAAUAAUCGUCUUCCACAUAAAUCUCCAAUAAAUACUGAUUCAAAUGGAGUUUUUCUAUUAUUAAAUGCUCAAGAACAUCUAACUGUUAAUAAUGAAUUGGAUUUUAUUCGUCAAUUAAAAUCUUCAUCACAAGAUCCAAAUGUUAAAUGUAUUUCAAUUAUUGGUAAUACAGGUGAUGGAAAAUCAUAUACAUUAAAUCAAGUCUUUUUUAAUGGCAAAGAAAAAUUUCAUACAUCAUCAACAACUGAAUCAUGUACAAUGGGUGUAUGGGCAGCAUUAGAUGAAAAUCAACGAACACUUAUACUUGAUACUGAAGGUCGACUUGGU
Rotaria sp. Silwood1 is the source of this 3636-nucleotide messenger RNA. The record is from the annotation of a GenBank genome assembly. NCBI's taxonomy places the organism in Eukaryota, Metazoa, Rotifera, Eurotatoria, Philodinida, Philodinidae.